Messenger RNA from Centruroides sculpturatus (bark scorpion), 943 nucleotides. RefSeq lists its product as uncharacterized. The record is from RefSeq and is a predicted model, not a curated record. The coding region runs from base 152 to 904 and encodes 250 amino acids. The transcript is spliced from 4 exons. Lineage: Eukaryota; Metazoa; Arthropoda; Arachnida; Scorpiones; Buthidae.
UAUAAUAAUGCUGUAAAAUUCACACAUUUAAACGUAAUAAUCAAUUAUUGAUUUUUAAUUAUUUAGAGCCAUAAUGAAAAUAGUUUCAUGAAAAUAUACAGAAUCUUAUGUAGUCUAUCAUAUAUUUUCACGAUAAGAUUCUAAUACCAAGAUGAAGAAAAUCAUAGUCUUCUGUUAUCUGAUUGCAAUUCUGUUAAUUAUUUUCACAGUUGAUUUAGAAAGUUUUCGGAAAUGUCUCAUAAAUACACGCGGUUACAAAUAUUUAAAUAAAGUCGUGAACUGUAGAAAUCUUGCGCAAAAAAUCAAAAUAAGAACUAAAUUUUAUGCAAAAUACAUAAUUAAGAAAGUUAAAUGUUUACUUCCUAACAUUGUGUGUACUCCAAAGGGUUUGAAGGUGACCAGACCUAGUUGGCUUACAGGUGACCCUUGGUAUAAAAAAAUAUUUAAUUUUAAUUCUAUGUGCGCAACGUCAGUGGUGGAAUGCUUCUGUCCAAAAAUGAAAAAUAAACAUUUCUUAGAAAUUACAAAAGAAAUUAUCUUGGAAAUAUGGAAAAACAAAAUGGCACCUUUUAUAAAUGGAACACAAAAUGCUUUCCGAAGUCUCUUCAAUCAAUUCAAACUUAUGUUAGGAUUUGAAAUUGAAUUGGAUGUAGAUAAAUAUGAAAACAAUGUAAAGCUCUUAAUGGACAGUUGUCAUGUGAGGCGAGAUUGCCGGAACGAAAACAUCAAAGUUGCUGUAUUUUUGAAAGACAGAUAUUUAUUCUAUCUUAAAUUUUCUACUUUUCUAUUUAUAUUUGUUUUACUAGUGAUAUUACAUAUUCUUCUGAUGGCUCCUGAAGAUAUUGCAGAAAAAGAUGAUGAGAGCAUUUAUUAUUCCUGUCUUUCUACAGAAUUUAAAAAUUAAUAAAUGCAUUUUAGUUUAUUUCAUCAAAAUUUAAACGUG